This is a messenger RNA of Pteropus alecto (black flying fox), 2217 nucleotides long. RefSeq names its product lymphocyte cytosolic protein 2 (gene LCP2). The coding region runs from base 264 to 1859 and encodes 531 amino acids. Lineage: Eukaryota; Metazoa; Chordata; Mammalia; Chiroptera; Pteropodidae. Gene Ontology annotation, biological process: cell surface receptor protein tyrosine kinase signaling pathway; intracellular signal transduction. Gene Ontology annotation, molecular function: protein binding. The record is from RefSeq and is a predicted model, not a curated record. The transcript has 21 exons.
UUAUUUAGAGCCCAGCAGAGGAAGUGGUAAAGGAAACUUGCUGAGUCGUUUUCUGAGAAGAGACCAUAUUUGUUCGUAGAGGAAGCCGUUUCUUUCUGGGAUCUGGUUGCAGCAGAAAAGACGUUUGCUCCAACAACGUUGUUCCAGAAGGUGCCUGGGGGUUGGAAGAGCCAAGGACACCUCCACACUCUGGAUUUGGGGUUCUCUGUUCAUGGGUGCAGCACCUAUGCUCGGCUUGUGAGCUUCCUUUCGGGAGAGCAGCCAUGGCAUUGAAGAAUGUGCCCUUCCGCUCAGAGGUCCUGGCCUGGGACUCCGACAGCCUUGCAGACUAUUUCAAGAAGCUGAACUUCAGGGACUGUGAAAAGGCCGUGAAAAAGUAUCACAUUGAUGGGCCCCGGUUUUUGAACCUGACAGAAAACGACAUCCAGAAGUUCCCUAAGCUCCGGGUGCCGAUUCUCAGUAAGUUAAGUCAAGAAAUCAACAAGAAUGAAGAGAGGAGAAGCAUUUUCGCACGCAAACCCCAAGUCCAUCGGUUUCCUGAAGAAAUAGAGAGCCACGAGGAAGACAACGGAGGCUGGUCAUCCUUUGAAGAAGAUGACUAUGAAAGUCCCAACGACGAUCAGGAUGAGGAGGACGACGGUGACUACGAGUCCCCCAAUGAGGAGGAAGAGGUGCCUGUGGAAGACGACGCUGAUUACGAGCCACCACCCUCCAACGACGAGGACGCCCUGCAGAACUCCAUCCUGCCCGCCAAGCAAUUCUCCAACUCCAUGUACAUCGACCGGCCCCUCUCCGGGAAAGCCCCACAGCAGCCGCCCGUGCCCCCCCAGAGACCGAUGGCCACCCACCCUCCUCCACCGGCCGGCCGGAGCCACACGCCACUUCCCCCGCCCCAGCCCAACCAGGAAGAGCCUAGCAGAAGUAGAAACCACAAAACAGCAAAACUCCCUGCUCCUUCGAUAGACAGAAGCACGAAACCCCCCCUAGAUCGUUCAUUAGCUCCAUUUGACAGAGAACCCUUCACGCCAGGAAAGAAACCGUUGUUUUCUGACAAGCCCUCGCCCCCGGCAGGAAGGCCUCUCGGGGACCAUUCGUCCAAGAUACAAAAGCCUCCUUUACCGCCAACCAUGGAAAGGCACGACAGAAGUAGCCCCCUGCCAGGGAAGAAGCCACCUGUACCAAAGCAUGGAUGGGGACCAGAGAGAAGAGAGAAUGAUGAAGAUGACGUGCAUCAGAGACCUUUGCCCCAGCCAACACCGCUGUCCAUGAGCUCCAACACUUUCCCUUCGAGAUCUACCAAGCCGUCACCCAAACACCCGCUCCCAUCAUCUCACGGGUCAGGAGUGUUCUCAGAGAGUAACAGUAAUUUUCUGCAGAGCGCCUCCCUGCCGCCAUACUUCUCUCAAGGCACUGGCAGCAGGCUACCUCCCAGAGCUGAAGGCAGGAACUUUUUUUUGCCAGUCCCCAGCAAACCUCGGCCACCAUCUCCUAUGGAAGGAGAGAAUUUAUUAAAUGAAGAGUGGUAUGUUUCUUAUAUUACCCGACCAGAGGCAGAAGCUGCUCUCAGAAAGAUAAACCAGGAUGGCACUUUUCUGGUUAGAGACAGCUCUAAAAAGACAAUAACCAACCCGUAUGUCCUCAUGGUGUUGUACAAAGAUAAAGUUUACAACAUCCAGAUCCGUUAUCAGGAGGAAAGCCAAGUUUACUUGCUGGGAACUGGACUGCGAGGGAAGGAGGACUUUUUGUCUGUGUCAGAUAUUAUCGACUACUUCAGGAAAAUGCCACUUCUGCUCAUCGACGGGAAAAACCGAGGUUCCAGAUACCAAUGUACGUUAACAUAUCCUGCACGUUAUCCCUAGCGAGGAUGCCAGCAAGUGCACCUUCCUCCUGCCUCUGCUGCCCGCGCGGGAAGAUCAGUCAACCUUGGCGACUGGGCAGACACUUAGGACUGAAUCAAACCCCUCGACGUGAGCACGGGGGUUUUGUCCUUUUACUUAAGUGUUUGAAAUGAAGACUGUCAAAUAUCUCAUAAUUUAUUUAUUCUUCUUCAAUGUUUAUAAAGUACAUCAGUAAUAAUAUUCACAUGUGAAGUCUAGCGGUGCACUGCAAUAAUUCAUAUAAAAAUGUGUACCUUUGACGCCCAUUUCAAAGUACAGUAGUUUACACAGCUACAAAAAUUGUUUGGGGGCAAGUUUCAAAACACUUAAUAAUUUUUGC